Messenger RNA from Soboliphyme baturini, 1362 nucleotides. Lineage: Eukaryota; Metazoa; Nematoda; Enoplea; Dioctophymatida; Soboliphymatidae. The record is from the annotation of a GenBank genome assembly.
AUGCGCUCUUCCGCCAAGUGGUUCGAAAAUGCAGCGUGUUAUCGAGAAACUGGCAGUCCAUGCCACAGCACUGCAUCUUCAAUGUUUUGCUUCGGUGCCUCGUUGCCUUACGAAAGAUUUCAUUCCUUUGUCACGAAGGACAUAGAUCUUCUGCCGAGUUUGGUGGACGCCUACCGGAACCUUGCCGGUCUGCCUGAAUGUUGGCCGGUCAUUCGCGAGCUGCUAUGCACUGUCUACCUGUCGCCUUGUGAGCAGGGCCGCGUGAAAUUGGUGUCGCGACGGCUGUGUCUUCAAGCGGAAAGAAGCUGCAGAUUCUUGAUCAAACAUAGUCUGUGGCCGUCAGAGCUUAGUAACUGUUCCGAUUCAAGCAUAUAUUCGGACGUAUGCACGGUUUAUGAAGUUUCAUGGAAAUUCUUCUCUAAUAGCACAAAAUCUUCGUGCGUUAACCCUUUAGUGAUGACCAAAGUGAAGCAGAAUUGGUAUUUACCUUACUGUGGCUUUAACUGUACGAACUCGUGGCUUAAAUCAGAUGAACACAUUCAUCUGACUCGAUUCAUGAUCGUCGUCAUUCCGAUGAUAUUUGUAUUCUCGAUCAUCUCACUGGCAAUUCUUUUCACCGGCGGCCACCAUAACAACGCGGUCAUCAAGCCGCUGUUGUGGAAUAUUGUCUGUCAGCUAGAUGUUGAAGUGUGUUGGCUAGUUCCGUUGUUUCCAUCCGCCAGAAAGCUGAUCGUGUGCAAUGAGGAUGUGUUAUUCUACCUGCAGUACCUUUACUGCACUCGCAGUGAAGCUUUGGCAAAAAAGCUGUGCAGCCGCAUGAACUCGUAUUCGCAUCUGGUCGCCUGGGUCGAGGCAGACGGGAUAUCUGGUGUUUGUUUUAUGGGUUACACGAACCCGGUGUUUUUACUUUGGUUUGUUCACGUACCGUUGUCGCUGAUUCUACUGUUAUGCUUCUGCUUGCUGUUUGGCGGAUUGAUCACGCGGCACCGCAGUUUGCUGAAGUUCAAUCGCCGGCUAAAUGGCGACGGACCGCAGUACAAGUUUUCAUUUCCGUUGUCUAAACUUUGGAUUUUGCUGGUUUCACACAGUGCAUUGCUGGUCGCUUCGUGGUUUUUGCAACUGAACGACGUAUUCUCGCUGCCGACUCGCCAACACGCGUUCCUCGACUAUAUACUCUGCCAGUUGCGCAACAACCUGGCUGACGAGACGUGCGAUUUGCACGGCGCACCCGACAUACGACUUUUGCAGCUGCAUAUGUUUCUUCUGUUCGUGCCAGCACUGAUCAACUUUUGGGUGUGCGUAAACGAAUUUGUUUCGUUUCGGAACCAACUUGCCAGGUACCUGUUGUUCUGCUCUUCUUGA